Messenger RNA from Candoia aspera, 1208 nucleotides. It is a transcript of the gene APOLD1, whose product is annotated as apolipoprotein L domain containing 1. Gene Ontology annotation, biological process: lipid transport; regulation of endothelial cell differentiation; angiogenesis. Gene Ontology annotation, molecular function: lipid binding. The transcript is spliced from 2 exons. NCBI's taxonomy places the organism in Eukaryota, Metazoa, Chordata, Lepidosauria, Squamata, Candoiidae. The record is from RefSeq and is a predicted model, not a curated record. Gene Ontology annotation, cellular component: extracellular region; membrane. Bases 275 to 976 code for a protein of 233 amino acids.
UGUAGAUGUAUUUUUUAAAAAGUGUUCACUUAUGAAGGUGGUUUCCUGAAUCUCACAUGAGUUGCACUUGUCUCCAUAGCCAGUGUUCAGUGUCAUAUCCUUCUGAAGUCUCCAGGAGAAGGAUGGUGUGUAGGGGGGGGGCAGGAAAUGACAGAUUUCUGGUCUGAUGCAAAGCAAUCCCACUGGAGCAAAGGGGUUGUGGAAAGUAUAAAUAAAACUGGUCCCAGAACAGCUUGAGAGUCAUUCAUGAGAACACUGGUCUGAAGAGAAAACGAUGAUUAUGGAGUAUGGAAUUUUCCCUUCCAGUUUUGAUCCUACAUGUCGCUUCCACAACGCACUGCUGGACCAGCAAAACCGGCUAUGCAACCACAUCAAGAAACUCCGAGAGAUCUUACAGAGACUUGGUAAACUGGACAGAUGUUCUGUCAUUGCCCAUCUAACGGGGAAUUCUUUAAAUGCUGCAGGAGCCAUUAUGGCCAUUGUGGGGCUGUCCUUGAGCCCUGCAACUCUAGGAGCCUCUCUCUUGGCUUCUGGGGUAGGCUUAGGGGUCGCAGCUGCAGGAGGGGCUGUUUCCCUGACUUUAGACCUUUCUUUAGCGCUCUGUAACUCCAAGGAGGUGAAAAGAGUAAAAAAGAUUGCACUGACCUGUCAUAGCCAGAUGAAGGAAAUUAUGAACUGCUUGGAAUUCCUGCAUCGCAGUUGGAGCCCCACCGACCCUUUCUUAUUGCAGGAUGAGAAAAAUGCCUCUAUGGCCCUGUAUAAUUCUGCCUGCUUUGUGGUGUUCUGCGGCCCUCAGGGCUUCUUGGUCCCUGAGCACAUGGAAGAGGUGACCAAAGUGAGCCAUACCCUGCUUAAGGCAAAAGUCCAGAAACUGGUAGAAAACCUAGAAGCCUGUGCAAGAUGCAUGGAUGAAAUCUGCAAGCUUUUAGAAAGCAGGAAAGCAUGUUCUUGGAGGAUGAAAGGAUUAGAAUGCUGACAUGGGGUCAGUGGUCAGAAUGACUCCGCAGUAGCACCAAAUCUUCUCCUUGAAAAAAUGGAACUUGGGUAUAAAAGUGCUAAAUACCGGUACAGUUACUGUGGGUUACAAUUAGGAUUGUAUGUACCCAGGAAUUUCUCCAGGCAUUCCCCAGGACUUGCAACUCUCUCAGCUGUGCAUCUGUAUAUCCUACUUGGUUUUUCUGCUGAUCAACACAACAUACGGAAACCAU